Messenger RNA from Chenopodium quinoa (quinoa), 1335 nucleotides. Its product is annotated as protein FAR1-RELATED SEQUENCE 5-like. The record is from RefSeq and is a predicted model, not a curated record. Lineage: Eukaryota; Viridiplantae; Streptophyta; Magnoliopsida; Caryophyllales; Amaranthaceae. The coding region runs from base 1 to 1335 and encodes 444 amino acids. The transcript has 2 exons. Gene Ontology annotation, biological process: regulation of DNA-templated transcription. Gene Ontology annotation, molecular function: zinc ion binding.
AUGGGUGGAAAUGAACCGAAUUGUAUGAUUACAGAUCAAGAUCCAGCAAUGAAAAUUGCUGUUAAAAGUGUGUUUAACAAGACUGAACAUCGUUUCUGUAUGUGGCACAUAAUGAAAAAGUUACCAGAUAAGGUGGAGAAAUCAAGCAUACAAGAAGAAACUGGGUUCCUAAAAAAAUUAUGUGCUUGUGUUUGGCAUCUUGAAAUUGAACCUGCUGAGUUUGAAGAAAGGUGGAACAAGGUGAUGGUUGAAUACCACUUGGAAGAACAUGAGUGGUUAGGUUAUAUGUACAACAUAAGGAACAAGUGGAUUCCGGCGUAUUUCAGAGAUGUGUUCCUUGGAGGAAUAAUGCGUACAACAUCAAGAUCCGAAAGCGAAAACAACUUUUUCUACUCCUUUAUCAAUCCUCAUGUGUCACUUGUUGAGUUUUACUUGAGAUAUGAAGCUGCAAUUGAUGCCCAGAGACACACUCAAGGUCAGAAUGAUAAUGAUUCAAAGCACAAAUAUCCUGAGUGCAAAACACCACUAGGGAUAGAAAAGCAUGCCUCACAUUUAUAUACUAACUCUGUCUUUUAUGAAUUUCAAUAUGAGAAAGAAAAUGGAUUUGAAGUUGCAAAAGUAAGUGAAGGAAAUCGGAUUAGAACAUUUGAUGUUGUGUUUAAUCCAACUAACUUUGACACCACAUGUUCUUGCAAGUUGUUUUAUAGACAAGGAAUUCCAUGUAGACAUAUGAUUUGGGUUUGGAAAGCAAAAAGGUUUGAAACCAUUCCUGAGCAGUAUAUGCUACACAGAUGGACUACUAUGGCACUGAAAAAACCAAUUUUUGACUUGGGUGGAAACCUGUUGGAGCAAUGUGCUAAUUUAAUUGACAAGAAAAAAUUGUUAAAUGAUUUAUGGUCAGAGAUACACACUUGUGUAAGUUUGGCAGAAGGCAAUGAUGAAGAUAUUCAAGAUCUUGUGAUAAAUCUUCAAGGAAUAAGAAAGGAUUUGGAGGCUAAGAGGAUUGCAAGGAAUAAUGAAACAACAGGAAGUGCAAACAACAAAGCACAAGACAUUGAGCUAUUGAUUGGAGCUAGUGUGCCAACUGAAAUAAUUGUCAAACCUCCAAAAAUUUCAAAGAAUAAAGGGACUGGAAUUCAUGUAUCAAAUGUAGAGACUUCAAAAGAGAAAGGGGCUGAGAUUGAUGUGCCAAAUGUUAAAACAAGAGGUAGAAGUGCAAAAAGGCUGAAGGAAGAAAAAGAAAAGGCUGUAGAACAAAACCAGAAAAAGAGAUUAUGUAGAGGUUGUGGUGAAUUGAGUCAUCAUGAUAUUAGAAAUUGUCCAAACAAAGUAUAA